AUGGCAGUGCGCGGCCUUGGCAAUUUGGUCAUUGGAGCGCCAGAGAAGCUGCACAAGCACAAAGAAGCCAUCUUGAACACACUGCGGAGGAGCCUGGAGGACGUGGCCUCAGUGGAGGUUGUGGCAGAGAGCCUGCUGGCACUGGCAAAGGUGGUGACUGAGCUCAAAGGGAAGGCUGUUGGCUCUGCCUUCAGAGAGAUCACCAGAGUUGCAGAGACCUUCUUUGAGACUGAGCAGGCGUCUUUACGCUCAGCAUCCUUCACCCUGUACGGGGUGCUGGCUGCCUCUGCUACAAGUAGGUGGAGGUCCUUCUUCGCAGAAGAACUGAAAAAUACUUGGGCCAUCCUUGUCCUUCACCUCCGGGACCCAGACCCGGGAGCCUCCCUGCUGUGCGCCCCGUUUCUGGAGCAGAGGAGAUUGCGGCAGAGCAUCGCCACCAACACGAAGCUGAAUGCAGCCGAGCUGCAAGACAACAUCUGCAGCCAGUUGGCUCAGGAGAGCCCUGAGCACCAACAGGCACUGUACGCCGCUACCAAACGCUGUGUCCUGAGGAGCCGCGGGGAGCUGCAGGCUGCGGCCCUCAAUGUUGCUGCCGCCCUCGUGGAGCACAUAGGCACUGAGCAGCUGCCGGCAGAAGAAGAGAUGCUCCCCUUGGCAG
Messenger RNA from Tinamus guttatus (white-throated tinamou), 658 nucleotides. Lineage: Eukaryota; Metazoa; Chordata; Aves; Tinamiformes; Tinamidae. The record is from RefSeq and is a predicted model, not a curated record.